This is a messenger RNA of Pyricularia pennisetigena, 1569 nucleotides long. RefSeq lists its product as uncharacterized. Gene Ontology annotation, molecular function: protein serine/threonine phosphatase activity. The transcript is spliced from 3 exons. The record is from RefSeq and is a predicted model, not a curated record. Gene Ontology annotation, cellular component: cytoplasm; nucleus. Lineage: Eukaryota; Fungi; Ascomycota; Sordariomycetes; Magnaporthales; Pyriculariaceae. The coding region runs from base 1 to 1569 and encodes 522 amino acids.
AUGGGAAACUCAAGCUCCAAGGAAGGAGGGGGUGGCUCAUCGUCCAGGUUGGGCUCCGGCGCCGACAGGGGCUCGGACGGUCUGCAGUCUUAUCCUUCAUUCAGCCGAUCCGACACUAAAGAAUCUUCUCGAUCCUUUCGUUCACUGCGGUCCAAGAUUCCGGGAUCCGGGCGGACCGAUAGUCCUAGAAACUCAACCAUCAUCACCAACGGCGAUUUUGGCGACAAGUCGGAUGCCGCCUCUGUGAAGAGCGCACUGUCGCGACCAGGCCGUACCGACUCCAACCUAUCGGCAACUUCUCCUACCGACACGAUCCAAUCGCCAAUCGACGAGCCGCAACCGCCCCCUUCUCCGGUGCACGCGUCCCACAAGCAAGGUGCCAAACACGAUGUGAGCGCCGCGCAAGCCUCUGGGGAGGUCGACCAUGUAUCAGAUCAACCCCCUGGCCAAGGUGGCGUUCCCAACCCCACGGCCCAGAGCCAGACUCCCGGCCAAUCCAUUUUGGUCAAGCGCGAGGACGCAGUCAACCCCGUGAGGUCAGCGGGGACUCCUCGCGAGGACGGUGUUGCCAUGAGUGAAAUUAAGGAUAUAGAUCUUGAUGAUUUCAUCAAGCGGCUACUAGACGCGGCUUAUGCCGGUAAGGUCACAAAGAGCGUCUGCCUUAAAAAUGCCGAGAUUUCGGCAAUCUGCCAUCGCGCGAGGGAGUGCUUCCUUUCGCAACCCGCGCUUCUGGAGCUGGACGCCCCCGUCAAGAUUGUCGGCGACGUUCAUGGCCAGUACACGGAUCUGAUCCGCAUGUUUGAGAUGUGCGGCUUCCCGCCAAACUCGAACUUUUUGUUUUUGGGCGACUACGUCGAUCGAGGCAAGCAAUCACUCGAGACCAUCCUACUCCUCCUCUGCUACAAGCUUAAAUACCCCGAGAACUUCUUCUUGCUGCGGGGAAACCACGAAUGCGCUAAUGUCACGCGCGUGUAUGGCUUCUACGACGAAUGCAAGCGCCGCUGUAACGUCAAGGUAUGGAAGACUUUUAUCGACACGUUCAACACGCUCCCUAUUGCCGCAAUUGUGGCCGGCAAGAUCUUUUGUGUCCACGGCGGUUUGUCACCGGCUUUGGUGCACAUGGACGACAUCCGCAACAUCGCCCGGCCUACCGAUGUGCCCGAUUACGGACUACUCAACGACUUACUGUGGUCCGAUCCGGCAGACAUGGAACAAGACUGGGAAGCGAACGAACGCGGCGUCAGCUACUGCUUUGGCAAAAAGGUUAUCACUGAGUUCCUGGCUCAACACGACUUUGACCUCGUGUGUCGGGCGCACAUGGUGGUGGAAGAUGGAUAUGAGUUUUUCAAUGAUAGGGUUCUUGUGACGGUUUUCAGCGCCCCCAACUACUGCGGUGAAUUUGACAACUGGGGUGCCGUCAUGUCAGUAUCAUCAGAGCUACUGUGCAGCUUCGAACUGCUCAAGCCGCUCGACUCCAACGCACUGAAGAGCCACAUCAAGAAGGGAAGGAACAAGAGGCAGCACAUGCUCAACAGUCCGCCUGCGAGCGUAUACCCACAAAGCGUAUAG